Molecule: messenger RNA, 2856 nt
Organism: Pangasianodon hypophthalmus (striped catfish)
Lineage: Eukaryota; Metazoa; Chordata; Actinopteri; Siluriformes; Pangasiidae
Gene: gatm
Product: glycine amidinotransferase (L-arginine:glycine amidinotransferase)
Exons: 9
Coding region: 93-1361 (422 amino acids)
Cellular component (GO): mitochondrion
Molecular function (GO): amidinotransferase activity
Source: RefSeq, a predicted model, not a curated record
AUAACAGACCUCUCUGCUCACGCGCCGCACUUUACUCCAUACACACAGCCGUGCAUGCUGCAGGAAUUACCCACAAUCCCCCGAGCAGGAACAUGCUGAGAGUGCGCUGUCUGAGAGGAGGAAGCCGAGGAGCCGAGGCUGCUCACUUAAUCGGAGCCAUGAUCGGUCGUACGGUGUCCCGCUGGGUUCAGAAGGCGUUUCAGAGCUCGAGCUCGGCGGCUGCCGUGAGAUCACACGCGGCCGAGGAUGCGGCCGUCACUGAGCCUGUGCCUGAUGAGUGUCCAGUUUGUGCUUAUAACGAGUGGGACCCGCUGGAGGAAGUGAUUGUAGGGCGCGCGGAAAACGCACGCGUCCCUCCGUUUACUGUAGAGGUCAAGGCCAACACGUACGAGAAGUACUGGCCGUUUUAUCAGAAAUACGGAGGGCUGACAUUCCCUGAAGAGCACCUGAAGAAGGCGAUUACUGAAAUUGAGGAAAUGUGCAAUAUCCUGCGCCACGAAGGCGUCGUCGUGAGGAGACCCGAACCCAUCGACUGGUCCAUCGAGUACAAAACCCCCGACUUCACAUCCACAGGUAUGUAUGCAGCCAUGCCGCGAGACAUCCUAUUGGUGGUGGGGAACGAGAUCAUCGAGGCUCCGAUGGCGUGGAGAGCUCGGUUUUUCGAGUAUCGUGCUUACAGGCCGCUUAUUAAAGAAUACUUUAAACAAGGAGCAAAGUGGACCACCGCACCCAAACCCACCAUGGCAGAUGAGCUAUACGAUCAGGAUUACCCGAUCCGUACAGUAGAGGACAGACACAAGCUAGCUGCAGAGGGGAAGUUUGUCACCACUGAACAUGAGCCAUGUUUUGACGCUGCUGAUUUCAUCCGAGCCGGAACAGAUCUGUUUGUGCAGCGGAGCCAGGUGACUAACUUUAUGGGAAUCGAGUGGAUGAGGCGUCACCUCGCUCCCACCUACAAGGUGCACAUCAUCUCCUUUAAGGAUCCGAACCCGAUGCACAUUGACGCCACCUUUAACAUCAUCGGACCUGGACUGGUUCUGUCCAAUCCAGACAGACCAUGUCGUCAGAUUGAGAUGUUUAAGAAAGCCGGCUGGACGGUGGUGCAUCCACCAACACCUUUAAUUCCUGAUGAUCACCCGCUCUGGAUGUCCUCCAAGUGGUUGUCCAUGAAUGUCCUGAUGCUGGAUGAGAAACGCGUCAUGGUGGACGCCAACGAGACUACCAUUCAAAAAAUGUUUGAAAAUCUUGGUAUUAAGACGAUUAAAGUGAGCAUUCGUCACGCUAACUCCCUGGGCGGAGGUUUCCACUGCUGGACCACAGACGUCCGGCGCAGAGGAACGCUGCAGUCGUACUUCCACUAAACCUGCCAGAAAACUACGCAGUUAUUAUUGAGUUCACAUUCACACAGCAACGACGAUUCAUAAAUCUGUACGCAGUCAGGUCCUGAAGUCUGAGUGUGCUAAUCGUUAAAUUUUUAUUAUUAUUAUUAUUAUUAUUAUUUUAAUCUCAUCAGUUCAACAGCUAAAAAUUUCCACUAAUAUUAAAGAAAAAUCUCUAACAGAAGUGAUGCAACGUCUCGAUUUUAUAUUGUUAAUUCUGUCAUUAUGUAGUUCACUCAAAACUCCAGACCUGACUGUAACAGUUAAUAAGUCUUAAUUAUUUUUUAUUUAAAUUAUUUUUUUAAUUUAAUUAAUUUUUUUUUAUUUUUAGCUGUGCCGUGCAUGUCCGAGCUUCCGCAGACACAGAGCUGACACUCGUUUACGAUCUCAAUAACGACUGCAUUUCUGGCUUAUGGGACUGUUUAAGCUCCAGCUAACUGAUUUUUUUUUUUUUUUUUAAAUUUGCAAAACAAAAAAAUACACAAAUCCACUCCAAAAUGAGUUUGAAUCAAAGACGUUUGAUUUCCGGAGAUCAGUGAUCCAACCAAGUGCAAAAACACAACCACUAAUCGCUCUCGAAUCUUAAGAACUGAAAUCAGAAAGUUUUUCAAUUAGUGAAGAGGAAAUCGAAUCGUUAAAUUGUACGCAGUCUCAAAGGAGUCAUAACUACUGUAGGAAAGUCCGCCCUGCCAUCCCAUAAUGCCCAGGGAAGUUCUGCUCUCAGCGUCACCAAGACAACAAACAUGGCCAGGAAAUUUUAAAAUAUAUACAUACGCAAAAGUUACUACCUCCUUUCUACGAUUCAGGAAAAUACAUUUCUUUCUUAAACGAUUAAUUCUAUCAUAAAUUUUGUACUUUUUUUUUUUUUUUUGUAGUAGGUCAUUACACACUCAAUUUUCUUACGAUAUUUUUUUAAAAAUAAAAAGUUGUAAAGUUUACAGUCGGUGACUCUGAUGGUCACCAGGAGGAGAUGGCGCUUACUGAGGGCCAGAUGAGGAUGAUCACUGUGGUGUGUGUCUCCCCCUGCUGGUCAUCACAGGCAUUAAUUCGAAUCCUCACACAACCAAAAAAUGUAAAUACAUUUUAUAUACGUUAAAUUGUUAAACACAGAUUUUUUUUUUUCUUUCUUAGAAUUAUUUUCCAGCAUCUACUUUUAUUUUGAUACCCAUCAUUUCUGUAUUUCUGAAGAGGUGCUGGUUGGACAUCCUGCUGCCUGUGUUGUCACCUUCAAUAGCAGAGCUGACUCUGUGCCGCUUCGCUGCUCUUCUGUGUUCACGCAAAAUUAUUAUAUUCGGUUUAUUUGGGGGAACAUUUUUAGCUGCUCUGAGCCUUUUCACGUGAGAGAGGUGUGUGAAUGUGAGCCGGGUUAAUACAUACACACAUAGAUAUAAAAAACAAAAGGAUAAAAAAACAUGUUUAUGGCUUAAGACUUGAUGCAUGAUGAUGUGAAAAAUAUUAAAAAGAUAUUUGAAAUUGA